Molecule: messenger RNA, 216 nt
Organism: Monoraphidium neglectum
Lineage: Eukaryota; Viridiplantae; Chlorophyta; Chlorophyceae; Sphaeropleales; Selenastraceae
Exons: 1
Biological process (GO): SRP-dependent cotranslational protein targeting to membrane
Cellular component (GO): membrane
Molecular function (GO): GTP binding; signal recognition particle binding; GTPase activity
Source: RefSeq, a predicted model, not a curated record
GCGCGUGAGUUCAACGAGACAGUCGGCAUCACGGGUCUCAUCCUCACAAAGCUCGACGGCACCGCCCGCGGCGGCGCGGUCGUGUCCGUGGUCGACCAGCUCGGCCUGCCCGUCAAGUUCGUCGGCCUCGGGGAGGGGGUUGACGACCUGCAGACCUUUGACCCCCGGGCCUUUGCCGCCGCCCUCUUCCCGGACGCGCCCGCCGGCGCCGCCUGA